Molecule: messenger RNA, 3695 nt
Organism: Diachasma alloeum
Lineage: Eukaryota; Metazoa; Arthropoda; Insecta; Hymenoptera; Braconidae
Exons: 3
Source: RefSeq, a predicted model, not a curated record
AUGGUAGCGCACUGCGUAGCGUUUAAUGGAGUGACAAUUAAACAAUAUGUCAAUAAGGUUUUUUCAUUGGCUGCAAGCGAUGUUAAGAAGGAGGAGAAACAUUUCCCUGCGACGACAAUCAUUAGGAUUGAUAUCGCUCAUUUUAUGGCUGCAGCAGCUCGGCUGGAAUGCUUUAAGGACAACACCAGGUUUCGAUUGAAAAGAUUUUAUAUAAGAGCAAUCGCUCUCCUAGUAGAUUGUGAGUCACUUCAGGAAUUUCAGCUAGUUUUCAUUCUCACAUGCCUGGUGGCUAUGAUGCCUGUGAAUGAUUACGUUGUAGAAUUUCCAAAUGCAGUAGAAUUAUGUGGUGAUCGCUCUCUAGGGCUUGGGGAAUCAAAAAUGACUGCAGAGCAAGCACGAAAACGUUUGGAGGAAUACAUUUCUCUGCGUGGACCCAUAAUCGAGAACCUUCACGACCAAAGUGACAAUGACAAGCUGGAAGUUUCUCAGAAUUUCCAAGAAUUGCCUGAAGAAACAAAGACAACUCGGAUAUCGAUUACACACAACUGGAUCAAGCGUUUAAUUUCAUUAGUUAACCCUGAGAAACCUAAGAGCAUUCCAGGAAGAGUGGAGAACGCCCUUUAUUUCCCCCAUCUUGUUGAUGAGCUCGAGAGGAUCGCUAAAGAGUUUCCUCUUUGGAGCUCGGCUGUACUACCAAGUUCUUUCGUGCCAGACCACGCUUCAACAGCUGCUUAAGAGGGUUAUUUCAAUCAGCUGAAGAAUCGCAUAUUCGGGCAUAUCAAGUUGCCCUGUAAUUUCCAUAUUUUUUUCAAAGAACAUUUGAAAGAUAUAUGGGGUGCCCAGAAUGAAAUGGCAGCUGAGUUAAAGGCUUUCAUUUAUAGACCAUAAGAACAAUCCCCUCCGUUAUCAUCCGAAUCUGGAGAAUCCAAAGAUUUUCAUCAAAAUGAAAAUAAAGAGAAUAUCACCUUGACUCCUGGCUUCAAGAAGACCGUCUUGGAUGACUCAGAUUUUGGUUCUAAGAUGGAAUGGCGUGGAAUAGUUAUUGACGAGGGGAAGGCAAAAUUCCAUCAUGAAGCGACUAAAAUUGAUGAUUCCCAGACUACUUCUACUGAUUUCAAUUUUAAUACAGGGGAUAUCUAUUCUGAAGUGCUUAAUUUGGAGGAUGAUGCACUUUUUGGAUUGCUCGAGAAGGAUCUACUGGACAAUGUGGAGGAUCUCAAUGUAAUCAAAACUGAGUCCUCGGUGUUGCUUGAUGGGGAACCACAAUUCGCAAGUACUUUGGCUAAUAAUUCCGAGGAUCCUCCUGAACUGAGCUCCUUUCCUGUAUUACGUGAUAAAACCAACAUGAAGUCCAAGGAUUGUGGUAAAGGCACUCAACGAGGUGGAAAAGUGCCUAGAGGAAAGAAACGAGCAGCUUACUUUGCUCCAUACCCACAAAUCAAGAUUCUCAAUAAAAAUGGAUCAUUUGGCAAGAAAGGCAAUUUCUUGCCUAAUGGUUCUGUCAGCCCAAUCGUUAAAUACCAAGGGAUGGGGAUUAAAUUGAUAAGGACCUGUGGAUACGAUAGUUUCGUGCACAUCCUCCAAUACGCUGCAUUAGAUGACACCAAAUACGCCUAAUUCCUUGAAAUUUCUAAGAAUGAACUGUCGAAAUUCGUUUUAGAAUUCCUCAAGCAUGGUGCCACUACUACAAAUCUACUACGUCGAUGUGCCCUCCUGUGUAAUCAUUAUCCCCUAAGAUCACCAAGGAAUGCGACUUCAUUAGAUCCCUAUACGUUGGAUUGUAAAGAUACGUUGACGAUGAUUUGGAGAGGAUGCUUCGCUGAACCAGUGGCAUACCGUCGAACGCAAUGCGACAACAUUAAAUGUUCAGUUGGAACGUCGAGGCCGCUGUACGAUUUGUCGGUUGAUCAUCAUAUUAUCUGCGACAAGGGUUUCAGAGAGGGCUUACCCCUAGCAAUUGAUGUAUUUCGGUCUUGGAGCUGUAAGAGAGUUGGCUGUAGAGGCACAGUGAACGAGGUACUCGAGUGCAAGCCCACCAUUUUCAUUGAGCUCGACAUCCGGGACUUCAGUGCGGGUGGUGGUAACACAAAGAUAAAAUGUAAAUUGGAAGAUAUACCCGAUGAAUUGAAUUUAGGAGAAAUAUAUCUAUUAAUUGGAGUCAUUGAAUUCCAGCCUAACAUGGAACAUUUCGUGGCUCAUUGUCGACGAAAAAAUGGUUGGCCAGAAGUUGAUGAUCUCAGCCUAGGACCUCGCACAGAGGAAGCUGCUUUUGAGUUCAUUCCCUUUGGCGCCCUUUAUAUUCGCACAUGAAAUGACCCCAAAAGUGCCUUACGAUACAAUCUCGGGAGUAGGUACGGGGAAAAUGAACAAGUCCUGUGAUAUUUAUAGUAGAAAGAAUAAUUAGUGAUUCAUUAGAAGUUAUAGAGAGAGAUAUAUGGAUUUAUAAGAUGUUGAAAAGACAGAUGGAGAGACAUAAAAUUGAAAAAUAUUUGUAGCGCUUUAUUUUCAUUGGCAAUAUUUUCUUGGGAGUAUUUACUGCUGAGUAUUAUUAUUAGUAUUUUUUUGUUAUUCAAGCAAAAAAUCCAAGAAAAUGAUCUCAAAGAAGCAAGUUUUUAUACCAAGGGUAGAGAAUAGAAUAGGAAUUCGUUAUUUAUUAAGUGUUAUGAAGUAUUAUUACGAAGAUGGAUGUUUCGUACUCAUGUAUGAUACUUUGAAAUAUUCAUUACUGAUUUUUCAUGAGACUUGUAUGCUUCCAUCUCUGAAAUAUUUACUUGUUUAGGUUGCAGCGAUGAUAAUUAUAAAAUGACAUUGUUACGUAACAAAAUCCAUGGGACGUUGAAGUUUUCAUUCUCAAAAUUAGUCAUUCUGACAUUUGUCCCUCUCUCUUCAUGUUCAAGAGAAAAUGUUUGGAAGACGCAAAAAACAUGAAAAAAUAAUUUUGCUACAUCAUUGAUUCAUAUGACUUGGAGGUUUGUAUUUCUAAAUUUAAUUAUUCUAGAAUUCAAGAAUUUUUCGUUAUCAAUAUGCAAGGAAAAAGUUGCUAAAGGUUCUUUUGAAGAAACAAGUCUUCUGGUAAUGAAGGUAGAAACGUUGAUGUGUACUCCAUCAAAUGUUUUACAGUAUUAAGAAUAUGGGGAGAUAUGUAAUUGAAAAAUGUUUGCAGCACUUUGUGCAUAUGUGUAAUACUUACUCCACAGUAUUUAUUUUUGAAUUUCAUCAUUCCUGAUUAGUGUACGCGAUCACUAAAAUAGUUAAGUGUCGAAAUAAGAAUAACAACAAGGGGAAAUCAUUCCGCAACUUAAAAAAAUUCCUAUGACUUGAAAGUUCGUCAGCUUAAAUUUGAAGAUUCUGAAGAUCGAUAAUUUUUUUCCAUCAGUACUGGAGCAAAAAACCUCCAAAAAUUCUUUUAGAGAAGUAAGUCUUGUGGAACUGAGUAUAUAAACGUUAAUUUGUAAUUUAUGAGACGUUACAAAAGAUUAUCAGGGAAAGAUAUAUCGUACAAAACUAUUUGUAAUACCUUGAUAUUGUUUUAUUUGUUCAGGUGUUCACGUAGGUAGUAAUAUAGGUUUAUAGUGUUAGUACUAUACGUUUAUAUGAAACAAGAUGCUGAACGUCUUGUUUUACCAGAAAUCAUAAAAAAAAUGUGGACACAUUCCAUGCUAAGAAAUUCGUUAGUACAUUGUUCUUGAUGCAUU